This is a messenger RNA of Piliocolobus tephrosceles (Ugandan red Colobus), 1434 nucleotides long. RefSeq names its product serine protease 22 (gene PRSS22). Gene Ontology annotation, biological process: proteolysis. The record is from RefSeq and is a predicted model, not a curated record. The transcript has 7 exons. The coding region runs from base 140 to 1093 and encodes 317 amino acids. Lineage: Eukaryota; Metazoa; Chordata; Mammalia; Primates; Cercopithecidae. Gene Ontology annotation, molecular function: serine-type endopeptidase activity.
CGAAUCCUGGAAGUCCCAGCCCUUCCCGGGGCUCCUCCUCUCUCAACCCCGCUGCUUGGCCGCGCCCUGGUGCCCAUGGGCUCCUCCCCUUCCCAGGACUCCAGGAGAGCCUGCUGCCCGCUCUCCCGCCCCACCAGCCAUGGUGGUUUCUGGAGGCCCCGCAUCCCUGGGUGGGGGCUGUCUUGGCACCUUCACCUCCCUGCUGCUGCUGGCGUGGACAGCCACCCUCAGUGCGGCCAGGAUAUCUGUUCCCCCAGCCUGUGGGAAGCCCCAGCAGCUGAACCGGGUUGUGGGCGGCGAGGACAGCACUGACAGCGAGUGGCCCUGGGUCGUGAGCAUACAGAAGAAUGGGACCCACCACUGCGCCGGCUCCCUGCUCACCAGCCACUGGGUGAUCACUGCUGCCCACUGUUUCAAGGACAACCUGAACAAGCCAUCCCUGUUCUCCGUGCUGCUGGGAGCCUGGCAGCUGGGGAAUCCCGGCUCUCGGUCCCAGAAGGUGGGUGUUGCCUGGGUGCAGCCCCACCCUAUGUAUUCCUGGAAGGACGGUGCCCGUGCGGACAUUGCCCUGGUGCGUCUGGAGCGCUCCAUACAGUUCUCGGAGCGUGUCCUGCCCAUCUGCCUGCCUGAUGCCUCUAUCCACCUCCCUCCAAACACCCACUGCUGGAUCUCAGGCUGGGGGAGCAUCCAAGAUGGAGUGCCCUUGCCCCACCCUCAGACCCUGCAGAAGCUGAAGGUUCCUAUCAUCGACUCGGAAGUCUGCAGCCGCCUGUACUGGUGGGGAGCAGGACAGGAAGCCAUCACUGAGGACAUGCUGUGUGCUGGCUACUUGGAGGGGGAGCGGGAUGCUUGUUUGGGCGACUCCGGGGGCCCCCUCAUGUGCCAGGUGGACGGCGCCUGGCUGCUGGCCGGCAUCAUCAGCUGGGGCGAGGGCUGUGCCGAGCGCAACAGGCCUGGGGUCUACAUCAGCCUCUCUGCGCACCGCUCCUGGGUGGAGAAGAUCGUGCAAGGGGUGCAGCUCCGUGGGCGCGCUCGGGGGAGUGGGGCCCUCAGGGCACAGGGCCCGGGUUCUGGGGCAGCCGCGCGCUCCUAGGGCGCAGUGGGUCGCGGGGCUCGGAUCUGAAAGAUGGCCAAAUCCAGAUCUGGAUUUGGAUCUGCGACGGCCUCGGGCGGAUUCCCCCGCUGUAAAUAGGUCCAACUACCUCUGGAGGCCCGGAAGGCUGCUGCGGAAAGGAGGCCCCUCCCCGCCCCGCCCCCCGCCCCCCCAAGGCCUCAGGCCCCGCUUCCAAGGCCUCAGGCCUCGCCCCAUGACUUCCGGUCCCGCCCCGGGCCCCAGCGCUUUUGUGUUUAUAAAAGUUAAUGAUUUUUAUAGCUAUUUGUAACCCUGCCCACAUAUCUUAUUUAUUCCUCCAAUUUCAAUAAAUUAUUUAUUCU